Molecule: messenger RNA, 786 nt
Organism: Thrips palmi
Lineage: Eukaryota; Metazoa; Arthropoda; Insecta; Thysanoptera; Thripidae
Product: spore coat protein YeeK-like
Exons: 2
Coding region: 144-446 (100 amino acids)
Source: RefSeq, a predicted model, not a curated record
CGUUCGGAUAUAUAAACCUGGGGAGGUUCGGAGAAGCAGCAAUCUGUCCUUGGGAGCGUCUCGUCAAGCACCUCCCCGUGUUCUCCACGUCGUCCUCCCCGACGUCAUCCACACCCCGAGGCCAUAACCUCCCCGACACAACCAUGAAGACCGUCCUGGUGUUCCUCGCUGUCCUCGUGGCCGUCGCCACCGCCGCCCCGCAGUUCUUCGGCGUCCCCGGCCUCGGAGGCGUGUCCUUCGGCUACGGCUACCCCGACUACCACCAUCACCACCACCACGGCGGCCACUACGGCGGCGGCCACUACCACCACGGUGGCCACUACGGCGGCGACUACGGCCACCACCACCACCACCACGGUGGCCACUACGGUGGCGGAGGCCACUACGGCGGCGGCGGCCACUACGGCGGUCACCACCAUCACCACCAUGGAGGCCACCACUUCUGAGCUCGACACCAGCCCAAACGCCUUCGCCAUCGCCACUGCCGGGUGACGUGGUUCAAAGCAAGGAGAAAGGACAAUCAGUGCCACUGACAGUGGAAGUGAAGUGACUCGUGCUCGCCGCAUUUUCCAGCACUUCGUCAGGAAGGCUUGCUCUGCUUGCCUUGCCGGGCAUGAGCGAACACUCCUUUGCCGACUCCGCAGCCGUGUCAACAGACGCCCCAUGUCAGGGCACUUUUCUUUUUGCGUUUAACCAUGUCACCAUUUCCAACGCCAUUGUAAUUUAUUGACCUAAUUUAUUAUUCCUGUGAAAAAGAGAAAAAUAAAUAGACUGACUGAAAACGAA